ACUCAGACAGGUUACUCACGACGCCGCCAGAAACGUGUGCUGUGGUUGUGAAGCUUUGACUAUCCUAUAGGCAUCUUUUUUUUAGAAAAGUUCAAGCGUAAUAUCGACACAGUGCUUCGUUCGGAUAGUAAUGGCUUACCGAGCUCCGGUUUGUUUUCACUUUGUCGGCUGGCUCUCUUAGCGGUGGUCGGAGCGGGUUCAUCACUGUGACUGCUCCAUUUUUGAGGCUCUGAAGUGCCGACAUCAGCUGCCAAAAUCAACUUGUUUCUCACCGCCAGCCUCUUCCUCUGUGCCCUGUGUCAACCAUGGAGACCACUGAGGUGACUUUGGCUAUCAGAGGAGAAACAUCCCCAGGUGAGGUGAUUGCAGUUACUGGUGGCUGUGAAACCUUGGGGAGCUGGAGUCCUCAGAAAGCUGUGAUCUUACAUCCUGAUGGAAAUGAUGGAAGUACGUGGACAGCAACCAUCACCAUACCUCAGGGAGUUGUUUCCAAGUACCGCUAUUUCAAGGGCUUCUUUCUGGAGUCAAAGAGUGCAGAUGGUCCCCGUCAAGUGAUAGUCAAAAUGUGGGAGACCCAUCAUCAACCCCGCACGAUGAGCCCCACAGCAUCACACCUGAAUAUUGAUGAUGGACGAUUUGGAAUUCACAAUGGGGUGAAUUGUGUUGACUCUGGGUGGCUGACGUGCCAAACAGAGGUUCGCCUGCGUCUGCAUUAUUCUAGGACGUCUCCGGUGUCCAUCACUAAGAAGAAAUUCAAGAAGUCUCGCUUCAGGAUCAAACUAACAUUAGAGGGCAUUGAGGAGGAGGAAGACGAGGAGGAAAAUGAGCUCAGUCCUUCAUCAUUGCACAAGAUAAACAGCACUCUGGAGAUCAGUAUGAUCAGUGCCAAUGGCUAUAAGUCUCGCCACUCGCAGCCUGAAUGCGGGUAUGCUCUGGAGCCCACACAGUGGACUGAGUACAGUAUCCACACAAUGGACCCAGACAACCUAGAGCUCACCUUCGAGUUCUUUGAGGAGGAUCUAGGUGAGCAUGUAGUCCACGGGGACACUCAUCCUGGCCAAGUGGGCACAGCUUGCCUCCUCUCCUCCUCUUUUCUGGAGAACGGCAAGGACAUCGGAGUAGCCACAAUUCCCAUAAUGGGUCGAAAUUCCAGGCAGACCAUCGGGAAAGUCAGAGUGGACUACCUGGUGAUCCGGCCCAUCCAGGGGCUGCAAUUUGACAUGAGCUCUUCGUUCACCAAGUACUGGAAGAAAAGAAGCACCCUCGAUGUGGGCCACAGAGGAGCUGGCAGUACACAUGCAGCCAAGCACCACAGAAUCAGGGAGAACACUAUAGCCUCUUUCAAAAGUGCUGCUAAACAUGGUGCCGCCUACGUGGAGUUUGAUGUUCACCUCUCCAAAGAUGCUGUUCCCAUUGUUUACCAUGAUCUGACAUGCUGCAUAUCCACCAAAAAGAAAAAUGACAAUACUUCUUUGGAACUUAUUGAGGUGCCAGUCAAAGACUUGACCUUUGAUCAGCUGCAGCUUCUAAAGCUGGCUCACGCCACUGCGAUAAAAGGAAAUGAUCACAAAGAUCUGCUGGACGAUGAAGAAGAAAUUGACGAGCAUCAGCCAUUCCCCUCGCUCUCACAGAUCUUCCAAGCGAUUCCUGAGCAUGUGGGCUUCAACAUCGAGCUCAAGUGGAUUUGCCAGAUGAAGGAUGGAUCAUGGGACGGAAACCUGCCAUCCUACUUCAACAUGAAUACCUACCUCGACACCAUCCUGUCCUGCGUUCUGCAGAAAGGCGGCAAAAGACGCAUUGUCUUCUCCUGUUUCGACCCGGAUAUCUGCACCAUGGUGCGUCAAAAGCAGAACAAGUAUCCCAUCCUCUUCCUGACCCAGGGAAUUUCAGAAAGGUAUCCUGAGCUAAUGGACAUCCGCUGCCAGACAACUCAGAUCGCCAUGAGCUUUGCCCAGAGCGAGAACAUUCUGGGAAUCAGUGCCCACACUGAGGAGCUGCUAAAGCACCUAAGCUACAUUGGAGAGGCCCAGGCUAAAGGUCUGGUGGUGUUCAGCUGGGGAGAGGACAACAACGACCAUCAGAACAGAAGGAAGCUGAGGGAGCAAGGAAUUGAUGGGCUCAUCUAUGAUAGUAUCUGUGAUGAAAAAGGAGAACAGCCAAACAUCUUCCAGGUAGAGGAGCAACACUCCCUGCAGGAGGUCAUUACAGAGGAGACCCUAAAGAGCUCCACCUGUUCCUGCUACUCCAUUCCCUGCACCGUGGCUCCUUGCAACGACUCCAAGACCCGUACUGGCAGCGCUGAGUCCGAUUCUGGCCUCAGCUCCUCUUAAAUUUCCCUCAAUUUAAACCUUUCACAGGACCUCAUUGCAGAGAUGUACUCAAGAGGUCCAAGGUUGAUUUUUUUGGGGGGGGAGAGUGGGGGUGGGGGGCAUGAAACAAAAACAUGUACUUUGCUUGAAAAUGACAGAUUUAUGUAUAUAUUGAUCCAAAAAGUGAUUGAAUACUGACAGGAUUUGAUAUGUUUUCCACCCUUCGUGCAUGGUCACAAUAGUAAAACCAUUUCAAACCAUCUCCACUCCAGUCAUUUACAGAUGUUUGCCAUUGUCAUGAAUCUUUACAUUAGUUUAAUUAAUGCUGAGGUGGGUGUAUUACCAAACUAUUAAGGCAGCCAUGCAAAUGUUUUUUUUUUGUUUUUGUGUGAGAAAGGCUUGUUUAGGGAAUCCAAAAGGUCUAUUCAUACGGCUUCAUAAUAGUGGAGGAAUGUCAAAUUGUGAAAUUAUACUUGACAGUGGAUAUUUUUUUUUAGCCAAUAUGUUGCAUUUCUUUAUAGUGCAAGUGCUUAAAUGUAAUGCAUAUGAUAUUUUACAGGUGGAAAAUCAAUUUUUAAGUAAAUCAUCAGGUAAAGGAUAAUCCAGGAUGAUGAACUGCUGUUUUUCUGUUUCUUCUGUUAUGUCUUUUUGUGCACGUUGCCAUCCAUUUCAAUGAAAACUGUCCUUUUCAUUGUCUCACAUCACUAUGAGUACAGCUACUGGUGCUUUUUUUUCAGAUAUGAGAAGCACAGACACAACACAUCCAUUGCUGGGUCACAUUUGCGCACCACUCAUAGUCCAAGAAGUGUGCGUUGAGAUGACUAAUGCUGUUGAUGAAUAGACUACAGCUGUCGCCUCUUGAUGGAUAGACUACAGCACUUAGAAGAAGCCCACACGACUGAUAAAAUUCCUGUUGAAUGGACGGUUGAAAGCACUUCAUUUUUCUUUCUGCACCUUUUAAUUCUUACCGUUAUUCUUUAAUAGCAGUUACUGUUAAGGACAUGGUGUGUGUAUUCGUUUUAUCUACCUGGUUUAGGAAAAGCAGAAGAAUGUUUUAUUUGCGAUAGUGCACAUGCUUACCACAGCCUUAAUGAGGGGGAAAUCAUGUCUUCUUUUUUUUCCUGCCUUUUCUUACAAUAUCACCAGUACCUCACUUAUCAAAUAUAAGAAUAGACUCCUGUACAGAAUUAGCAUAUACUUGCCUAUUAUAUGGCAGAUUAUCUUAAGUUGCGCUUGAAAUGAUCAAUCAUUUCAAUAUUGCAAUAGACUAGUGUAUUAGUAAAAUUGAUUGAUAAUGCUGCAUUUUGAGCACAGCAAAGCAAACCCAUACUCUGUGUAUAAUAUGUCUUAUUGCACAAUCUACAAAUCCUCAUGAGUGAGUCAUGCAUGGUCUAUAUAUCUGUAUGUAUGAAUAUGGAUGACUCCAGUGUGUAAUAUUUCCUGCCACUUCAGAACCGUGUGUAAAUUGAAAUGUAAAUAAAAUCAAAACCUG
This is a messenger RNA of Scomber japonicus (chub mackerel), 3801 nucleotides long. RefSeq names its product glycerophosphocholine phosphodiesterase 1 (gene gpcpd1). Gene Ontology annotation, molecular function: glycerophosphocholine phosphodiesterase activity; starch binding. The coding region runs from base 306 to 2330 and encodes 674 amino acids. The transcript is spliced from 20 exons. Lineage: Eukaryota; Metazoa; Chordata; Actinopteri; Scombriformes; Scombridae. The record is from RefSeq and is a predicted model, not a curated record. Gene Ontology annotation, biological process: glycerophospholipid catabolic process.